UCAGUGUCAAAAGUGAAUUACUAUUAUCAGGCGUUCAGCUGUCAGUUGCUAUUUUCUUUGAUUCAUUUUGCGCUUUGUUUUAGUAAUUUGGUUUCAUAUCAUUUACUCUGUCAAUGUAUAAUGUUUUAUAAUCACAAUUACAAAAGCCGGGUUUACAACAAUUGCAUAAAUCUGGUCUGAAUCGAUAUUUCAAUGUCAGUGACUGGGCGUCAAUGUUAUAACUUCAAUGUUCCUAUUAUUAUCCUUAUUGAUUGAAAGUGAAUGUUUUAACUAAAUCAGCAACUAAACUGUAUAUUUUUUGUGUAAAAUCCUGGAUAUGCAUCUUUGAUAAUCAUAAUAAAUGAGUAUGAAAGUAAACGAGAAGAACUUGUGCGCGUUCGCGUCGUCCGCUACUCCAGUGGACCGCGAUGGGUGGCUAGACAUGCGCGGCGAGGUUGGGAAGAGCUACCAGCGCAGAUGGUUCACCCUCAAGGGAAACCUCCUGUUCUACUUCGACAAGAAAGGCGACAAGGAGCCUGUGGGAGUCAUUAUACUGGAAGGAUGCACUAUAGAAUUGACAGAAGAAGAGGCAUACAGUUUCAAGAUAGUGUUCCAAUGUGAGGGUGGACGUACCUACUACCUGUGUACAAACUCGCAGGCGUCCAUGGAGACUUGGAUGAAGGCUCUGGCAUGUGCGAGCUAUGAUUACAUGAAGCUCAUGGUUGCUGAGCUGCAGAGGCAGUUGGAUGAGGCACAGGCCGAGGCUGCUGCAGAUGCAGCUGCUUUAGUCACAAUCACACCUCCAGACGAUGAGCCCAAAGCACCCCCAAGAGGUCAGCGAUACAAUCCUUUCAACAGAGUUAGUGAGAGUGAUGGUAAAACUGUGCAGGGCAGUAGACAUCACAAAGAGAAUAUAAGACCAGAUAUAGUCCGUAAGAAAGUACCAUUCCGGGACAUCCACGCAGCGUACGGACGCAAGAUACUGGCAGACAGGAGUGAAUGGAGAGCAAGGCUUGCGAAAAACAAGGAAGGGGUGACCGACAAACUGCUCAUCAAUUUAUAGUAGCUGCCUUCAAUCUGGUCAGGUUUCAAUGAUAUGAAAAUAGCAUGAUUUCCACGUUUUGUUGCCGAGUAUGAGGUUUUUAUAUAUUAGAUCGUGUUAAUGUGGACUGCGCCGUCUAAUGACUAUAAUUCGAAAUUAUUUGUUGCAACAUGGACACGGAGAUUGGUUCAUGUCUGUAGUAAAGUGAUUAUUGUAAAAAAGAAUGGUUAAGCAAUAGUUUCUUUUUGUAGUAUUUGUGUUAAUACUUACAGAAAAGAGGUGUUAUUGUUGAAUUUACAUUCUUUCUUCUACAGAAUGGUCAAUUUUAUGAAGGUGUUCAGUCCUUUCUAUAUGUACUUAAAUAUAAAUAGUAAUUAUUGUUUAACAUGUUUGAAUAUGUAAAAAUUUGCCACAGCCUCUGAACAUCUUGGCUAAGUCUCACUCAUUACUCUAUGAUAUAAAGUAGACAAUCUAUGAAUAUAAUGUAGAGUAAAUAUCUAAUGUGCGAUCCACUAUCCUAUACCUCCACCAUACUAGAGGUUCGAUUAAAAUUUUGGAUUGAUGAACAUUAAUAUUUUUGAUUCCUUUUUGUAUUCGUGAAUCUGAGAAUUCAGUAUGAAAGGAAAUUCUAGUUAAUUUCGUUAGCUGCUAGAGGCUAUUUGACUCGCACUUAUUAUAUUCUCUAAGCUUUGUCAUCACUUGUCUGUAGUUUAAUUUUUAAUCAGUCUUAUGGCAUAAUAAUAAAAUUUAUAUGUUACCAUUGCAUGUUCUAUUGGUUUUGCUUGUUGGUAAGUUUUAUUUAGUGAUUUAAAUAUUUGACUUAUCUUGCAUACUGUAGUUUAGUUUUAUUGUACAACUCUCAGAAUUUUCGCCGUAGUCUGCCCCAUGAUGCGAUAGGGGCGAUUUAUUUGUAUUAUUCAGUAUUAAAGUCAAUUACAAUUGCAUUCAGUAUUUGGCUUAUAUUUAAAUACUCAUUUAUGAAAUUGAUAUGCAUUGGGAUGUCGUAACUGACCAUAUUGAAACAUUAUUACGUGUAUUGAGAUAUUAUUAAACUAUGUAAUUAUUGUAUUGUAUUAGAUUUUUAUUUGUUAAAUGAUACAAUAAGACGCCGUGCAGAUGAUGGCGUUUAUCGCGCGUUGAGUAGCACUAUUAUAUCCGUAGACGAUUGUUAUUUAACUCGUCAACGCGCGGUGAACGCGUCAUCGGCUCUCAAGCGCACAGCGCGUGUGUAUUGGACUGAAGUUACUGUCAUAUAAUGGAAUGAUAAUGUUCUUGUGUACAUGCCUUGAGAAAAUAAAUUAUUUCUAUGACAA
Molecule: messenger RNA, 2334 nt
Organism: Manduca sexta (tobacco hornworm)
Lineage: Eukaryota; Metazoa; Arthropoda; Insecta; Lepidoptera; Sphingidae
Product: sesquipedalian-1
Exons: 4
Coding region: 341-1042 (233 amino acids)
Biological process (GO): retrograde transport, endosome to Golgi; endosome organization; receptor recycling
Cellular component (GO): recycling endosome; early endosome; trans-Golgi network
Source: RefSeq, a predicted model, not a curated record